Rhizoctonia solani is the source of this 1041-nucleotide messenger RNA. RefSeq lists its product as uncharacterized. The coding region runs from base 1 to 1041 and encodes 346 amino acids. Lineage: Eukaryota; Fungi; Basidiomycota; Agaricomycetes; Cantharellales; Ceratobasidiaceae. The record is from RefSeq and is a predicted model, not a curated record. The transcript is spliced from 2 exons.
AUGGGCCGAGUCUAUGCUUUACAAUCGUAUGUGUUGGCCGUCUCCUCGCCUGGUUGGUAUUCUGACUGGGAGAUCGUCGUGAAUGCAGGGGCCGUCACCUGCAAUUUUUCCAUGUUCCCCGUUGGAAGUCCCAAUUCGCUUUGCCCAAUUUGUCGCACAAUGCCCGAGCCCACGUUCAGUCCUGGUGGGAUUUUCCCAUCCGAUUCGGUCCUUGGCGUGAUCCCCAAGUCCUUAUGCAGUGCCUCAUCAGGGACGCCGAAUUACAAUUUGAAGGGGAUCGUGAAAUCAGCUCCCUACGACGCCAAUUCGCGUCUUGACCGACGUGACACAUCCACACAUGACUCCCGUGGCGCACGUUGGAAAGGAAUGGUUAUUGGUGCCAGUGUUGGCAGUACGGCUGGUGCCGUGAUCCUCGGAAUUGGUAUCUACCUAUUGUAUCGUGCUCAUCGCAAACGACGUAUUUCACCGUCUGAAUCUCUGCCAAUUGAGAUGCAGCCAGCAAGAUCUCCUCGCCCCAGACCUUCGAACGUCACACAAGUUCUACAUACUCGUCCUCCUCCACGAACCCAAGCGCAAGAGGCACCGGGUCCCCCCAGCUCUUGGGCCUCUAAGGCACCCCAAACUCCGUCACUGGCCAGCUUAGAGCUUCAGCCUCGACUCUUACAUCCCCGCGACAUCAGCCGGGCUACUCAUAUUAGGGCCAGCACCGGGUCUCAGUUCACAGAACAUUUUGAACCGGUAAUCAGGGCGUACCGACGCCUCUCGGGAGGAAUAUCUGCGGACAGGAGUCAGUCGCCAAGCAUAACGACUCAUCAAUUCCAAGAAGGGACCGACCCGCAGGGGAGCAGCCAGCACCGCGACCCAAACGCACCCAGCACUUCGACCCAUGAAGAAGCCUCGGAACAAUCUGAGCACACUCGGCGCGAUUCGCAAAUGACAGUCACCCUACCACCCGGUGCGGCAGCUCCAGUUGAAUCAGUCGGAAAUUACAUACCACCCGAGGCAACAAUCGCUCAGAACGGCCGAAUCCAACUUUCCUAA